AUGCCCCAAUCAAAGGAAGGCUUUCUAUGGUCCCCGCACAAGACUGUAGAUGGCUUAGAAACAGAUGCCGUCACUCAAAGCUCCCCGAAUAUCAAAUCUGUCUACGACGCUAUAGUAAUCGGAACCGGGUUCGCAGGUCUAAUCGCAGCCCGCAAUCUCUCCCAAGACCCUCAUACCAGUGUCCUGCUAGUCGAAGCACGAGACCGAAUCGGUGGUCGAACAUGGACAGCAAAGGCAUUCGGUGAAGAGUUCGAAAUGGGUGGAACCUGGGUACACUGGAGCCAGCCCCAUCUCUACCAUGAGCUACACCGAUACGGUCUGCACCAUUAUCUAAAGACAUCGGCCGGAAGCUCGGCGGCGGAGAAACAGUAUUUCAAUUCUGGUGUUGAAGGGAUCAGAGAGAUCAAUCCAGAGGAAGGUGCUGCGAUUUUGGAGAGAGUUGCAGCAGAGUUCUUCAAUAUCGAUGGACUGAGUAGUCGAGAACUUAUGCCAUUUCCGCAUGAGCCUUUUCGGAAACCGGGGCUUUGGUCGAACUAUGAUUAUUUGACUGUUAAGCAGCGGCUGGAUCAGUUGACUGAAUUCUCGUCAUUUGAGAAGGACUUGUUCGAGUCCAAUGUGAGUACUUUUGGCAGUGCGCCCGGUGCUGAGACAGGAUUCACUGAGGCUCUUCGAUGGUAUGCGCUUGGCGGUCACAGUAUGGCUGGCGUGUAUGAGCGAGCGGGGAUAUAUAAGAUUGGGCAUGGGGGUAUGACGUCUUUUGCUCGAGCUGUUUUGGACGAGUUUAAGGGCGACAUAGUCAUGAAUACCGUUGUGGAGCAGGUUGAUGAAGGGCGGAAUGGGGUGACGCUUCAUGUAAGCGGUGGCAGGAAACUCCAUGGAAAAGCUAUCAUAUCGACUAUUCCACUGAAUUGUUUGAAAAAUAUCACGUUCAAUCCACCUCUUAGUCCCCUUCGACGUGAGGCCAUUGCCUCCGGACAUAUCAACAAAGGUGCUAAGAUUCAUUUUCGACUUGGUGCGACAGAAUCGGGCUGGUUUGCAACAAGUCAUGCCUCUGGAGGGUCACCUUUUCUUUUCGCUUUUUCGGAUCACAAUGGGAACCAGCCCUCUGGCCCUGAAGGGACAUGGUGUAUUGGCUUUGGGUACAAUGGCCACCUGACAGAUAAAAGAGAAAGCAGCCAUAUCAUCAAAGAGUUCCAGGAAAAUAUCAAACCACAAGCGACGAUUCAGGCAUACCUCACUCAUGAUUGGAUGAAUGAUCCUUUUGCGAAGGGUACAUGGUGUUGCUGGGGCCCGAAUCAUUUCAGCAAGUAUGUGCAGGAAUUGCAGAAGCCGCAUGGAAAGGUCGUCUUUGCGAGUGCAGAUUGGGCAGAUGGGUGGAGGGGAUUUGUGGAUGGUGCAAUUGAGAGUGGGCAGAAGUCUGCAAAUGAUGUCAAGGCACUGAUUGCUAGUGCCAGUCCCAUAAUUAAACUUUAA
Messenger RNA from Penicillium longicatenatum, 1473 nucleotides. RefSeq names its product flavin monoamine oxidase family protein. The transcript has 2 exons. The record is from RefSeq and is a predicted model, not a curated record. Gene Ontology annotation, molecular function: oxidoreductase activity. The coding region runs from base 1 to 1473 and encodes 490 amino acids. NCBI's taxonomy places the organism in Eukaryota, Fungi, Ascomycota, Eurotiomycetes, Eurotiales, Aspergillaceae.